Molecule: messenger RNA, 1672 nt
Organism: Apis dorsata (giant honeybee)
Lineage: Eukaryota; Metazoa; Arthropoda; Insecta; Hymenoptera; Apidae
Exons: 10
Coding region: 347-1660 (437 amino acids)
Source: RefSeq, a predicted model, not a curated record
AACGAUACGUAAGAGAAGGUGUGUUCUUCCGUGAAACUGACCUGACUAUAUAUAACUAUUCGGGAAGGAUUACUCGGAGAGGCUCGAUCGGAUCGAUGUUAUCGACAGCGCUACUCCAACGAUUUUUAUGGGUGAAUAAAUCGAAAAAUAGAUGGCAUUUUUGUCAACUUGAAACUACAAUUUACACAAAUCCGUCCGAAAUCAUGAAAAUUAUCAUCAAAUAUGAUUCUCAACAAAUAAAUAGACAAUAAUGAUAAAAUUAAAUCCGAAACAAAAAAAAUUCCACCUCAUUCCCAUAGUCGAUGGCAGAAUUUGGUGAAUAGAAAGAGCGAUAACACCUUUAUGGAUGGAACCGAAACGAGGAUGUUGUAUGCAAAAUUACCGCCCAGUCUCUCCUCAAAGAGAACUUUGCGCUGUCAGAAAGUGCAAUUACAAUUCGAAACAACAAAAUGAUCAACUUAGUAACAAUCAAAAGCUUCUCCAUAGGAUUCAGCAUAUAAAAAAAAAUUUGGAAAGAUUUCAGAAUCCGAAUAGAUCGAGGGAAGGAGAAGGGCGAAACCAAAGGGAUGGAGAGAGUCAGACGCCAGAUUUUACCCGAUCAGAUUUAAAUAGCUUUCGACAAAUUUUGAACAAUUGUAUCAUACAAAUGAAAAAAUUGAAAAAAUUCGUAGAAGAUGAGAAUUUUUGGUGGAAAGUAUUCAAAGACAAAGAUUUCAAUUGCUGCGAGCAGAACAUGCCACAUUUGCAUGGUUUUCUCGAUGGAACUAUGGUCACUUUGAAAAUUCUUGAGGAGAGGCUUGGAGAACCUAUCGCCCAUUCAACGCCGGAACGUAGGAGAUCAGAUCCUUUAUUACCUUGUCAAGAACACCUUAUAAGACCGCCGUAUGCACCUAGAGAAGAUGAACGUAAAAGACUUGAGGAAUGCAUGCCCGUCGAGCAUACGAGAAGGACGAGUCCAAGGAUGCAACCAAGAGUGAUAGAGGAGAGGGAACAAAUUGAUUAUUCGCCCGAAAGAGCGCCGAGAACACCGAUAAGAUCGCCGCGGAUAAUUGAAAGAACUCGAAUCGAUGAACCUGUUUUUAUCGAUGCUCCAAGGGUACCAGUCACCGAGCAAAGGGAACUACAAUUUUACUCGCUUCCGGAAUACGAGGAAUCCUUCCCACGUGGUCACACGAUCUCGUAUCAGGUCUCGAACGGUUCACGAGUAGAGAGAACGCCUCGUCAAGUAGCCGAUCCAGUAAUAAGCCCGCGAAUAGUCGAACAAAUGGUCGAGCCAAGAAAUCAACGAAUAAUCGAGGAACGAAGGAACAACCGAUAUCGAACCGGACCAGAAAUAUCCAUUAUGCAAAAUGGCCACGAAACGUUUCACACCACUAUUCCUACGGUGGGAACAACUCACUUAGGCUUGUGGCACACUAAAAGCGCAUCCGAUUUUUCACCAUCGCAAACAUUUAACACCGAGAACACCGCUCGAAAACAAAUUAUUUUGAGUGACAUCAGCACCUCGGUCGAAUUUCAUCCGGUUCAAGAAAUGUCGCAAUAUUCAUCGCGACAGGAGAAAAGGUUUAUGAUUAAGGAAAAUAAAAAUAACCAAAACAAAAAUCAAUGCGAGAUUCUGCAAGAGAGAAAAGAAAAAACUUGCCAAGGAGACAUUGCGUGAAUCUUAUUUUAC